AUGGCGAUGUAUACCAUUGAUGGGGCUAUGGCUGAGGCCUUGGGCCAUCUGAAUCGCAUUGCCUGUCACUUCCGGAAGCAUGAGCAACACAAGCCAGCCAAUGAACUGGGAAAGUUGAGCAUCAUGAUCGUCAAUGCCUUCUCUGAGGGAAUCGAGCAUAUUCCCGAUAGCGACUACGUGCUCGACGACAGUCUCCCUACCAGGAACAUGGGUGCCGAAAACCAGCAGAUCAUGCGUCAUGACAUAAUCCAGAAGCAAGCUGUUGCUGCCCUUAUGAACGAGGUUGAGAAGGAGAACAAAGAGCCUGUCAGGGGCCACGGCAAUCGAGCUGGAAGCUGGGCUCAGAUUGCCGGAUCCAUGGCGAAGGUUCAGUGCCAACCAAAGGAAACACUGCACUAUUUGUCGCCUAUGUCGAUGUCGUCUGUUUCUGGAUCCAAGCAAAGUCACAGCAUUGAUGGCGAGAAUGGCGCGAGAGCCAUGGAUUUCUCCGGGGCACCACUCUCACCCGAGAUUGCUGAAGCCAAAGCGGGCGUCGUACGUAUUUACGGCAGGGUCUCCAGGGAGGCGAUCCGCUUCGUCACCACCCGUAUCCACGAGGGUCCGCUGCAGGAGAUCCGGGUUGAGACAAACGAAAGGACCAGAGUCACCUUCCAGUAUGCCUCUCAUGCACUUGCCUUUGUGAAGUCAAACCAGGAGAUGGAGGAGAUGCUCGGAUACGGGCGCUUUGGCACCGGCUACACUGUCGAGAUGGCCGAGAUCAUCAAUUGGAACGAUGAACACCGUCGGAUGAACCAGCCCAUCCGAGAGCGUCGGCGCCUGUCUUUCGCGAGAAAGAGGUUGUUUGCCGAUAACAUGUCGCCGGAGAAAUGGAAGUCGGACGUUCGUGCCGUCGCUGGACUCGGCAACAUCGAUUUCCUGUGGGUUUUUAACUCUGGAAACGCUACUGCCGUGUUCACGAGCACUGCCGUUGCUCGCAGAGUCCUGGAGGCCUUCAACAAGUGGAAAGACACCCGUGCUGUCUACAGUGGUGUUUCGGUGACUUACUCUUCGGAUCCCUGCGAAAAGGAGUUGGUUUUGGUCAAGGAUACAGCACGGUCCGGCUUCGCGAAGAACCUUAACUUCGCGAAGAAAUCGAUGCGUUGA
This is a messenger RNA of Aspergillus fischeri NRRL 181, 1143 nucleotides long. RefSeq lists its product as uncharacterized. NCBI's taxonomy places the organism in Eukaryota, Fungi, Ascomycota, Eurotiomycetes, Eurotiales, Aspergillaceae. The coding region runs from base 1 to 1143 and encodes 380 amino acids. The record is from RefSeq and is a predicted model, not a curated record. The transcript is spliced from 4 exons.